AUGCCGAUGAUUGACGAUAGGUCGGCAAUUUCUGUCAGCGACUUGUGGAAACAAUGUCUCAGGUCGGUUUUUCUACUUACAGGUAAUCAAACUGAACGAGAGAGGGAGUUAGAUCGUGAAGUAGCAUUCUAUUACAGCAACGCUUUCUCCGACAAUACGAAGAGGACAUACACAACACACAGAAAUUCUUAUAUUAAAUUUUGUGAGCAUUUCGGCUACGCUGCCGUUCCGGCGUCGUCGAAUACUAUAUGCCGUUAUGCUGCUUUUCUUGCCAAAUCCCUCAAAUUUAACUCCGUCAAACAGUAUCUGAAUAUAAUCCGCCUUUUGCAUGCCGAGUGGAAUCUUCCGAACCCGCUUUCAAAUGACUUCCGCCUUACCACAAUGCUGCAAGGCAUACGCCGACACCUUGGUGAUAAUGUGGUGCGCAAAAGACCGAUUACCCCUGCUAUGCUCCUCGCUAUCAAAUCAGCCUUGGAUUUUACAAACUCGCUUGAUUCAACCGUAUGGGCAGUCGCACUUACGAUGUUUUAUGGACUUUUACGGAAAAGCAAUGUUUUACCGAGUCUUGCCAAGGCCUUCCAUCCUGAUAAACAAUUACGACUGUGUGACAUAACGUAUCAUAAUUGGGGUAUUCGGUUGCACGUUCGAUGGAGUAAGACUAACCAGUUCCAGUCUAAAUCAUUGGACAUUCCUUUACCACGCCUUCAACAUCAUCGUCUAUGCCCGGUGCAGGCAAUUUUUCACGCUGCCCGACAGACUGCCGGAGCUGACCCCUUUGGCCCCGCCUUCCUGUGUGUUAUCGGGGGUAACGCAAAACCAUUAACUAGCGAACAAUUCAUAGUGCGAAUACGUCAGUGCUUGGAGGCGGCCGGUAUUCCUUCUUCCAACAUCGCAAGCCACUCAUUCCGACGCGGCGGUGCAACAUUUGGUUACAGCAUCGGCCUUUCUCCCGACGCUAUCAAACUGUUAGGGGACUGGCGCUCCAACUGCUACCAACAAUACAUAUCAGACGAUUUUCGGCAGCGUUUCCGAACAAUUCAAUUAAUGCAACGCGCAAUCAAAGACAGCUUGUAAUUAUACCUCGUUACAUUACGUCUACUCCUACUAACCAACACCUACACUUGGGUUUGGGAAGGUCAAUAGUCAAACAGUGUUUGUUAAUACAGUGCUUUUAUCUCAUUGUUGAAUUAUGUUAUGUGGAACAUUACGAGCUUGAUAUAAUUGUAUUUUUAGUAUCAUUCAAUGUGCGUACCUUCGCUUUGUCAUAGAUCAUUACUUGAAUUCACAUGUAUCACUCAGCGCUACCAAUUGGAUGUUAUAGAUGUAACUUUCACAUGGUAUUUGUUGACGCAUACUAGUAUUUGAUUUAUGCUCUUUUGAGCGCGCAUUUUUAACUGUUGUAUAUUAUGUACGGUCAGCGCGCGCUUUUUACUUUGAUAUUAUAUGUUUGCGCGCGCAUUUUUGUACUUUGAGCUGUAGUUAGUAUGUAGGAAUAAAAGCUCUCUUUCCCCCCUUUAUACUUUGUUUGGUCUUAAGUUUAAGUUGAAUUAAGAUUCUUAAUUGUAUUUAGACGAGAGACUAAACGCGCUGUUGCCCAUAUGUUUGU
Messenger RNA from Dreissena polymorpha, 1606 nucleotides. RefSeq lists its product as uncharacterized. Gene Ontology annotation, molecular function: DNA binding. The coding region runs from base 1 to 1074 and encodes 357 amino acids. The transcript is spliced from 2 exons. The record is from RefSeq and is a predicted model, not a curated record. Gene Ontology annotation, biological process: DNA integration; DNA recombination. NCBI's taxonomy places the organism in Eukaryota, Metazoa, Mollusca, Bivalvia, Myida, Dreissenidae.